GGUUGGUCUGUUCUUCCAAGUUCCAGGGAUUGCCAAAUGUUCAAUUGGCCAUGAUCAGACUGGCAGCUUACAGACGCUCGAACGAAAUCAGUGGAUCUCUUCCUCUGUGAUCUAAUUCUUGUUCCUUUGCACCUUGGCUUGCACUGGGCUUUGGCUGUAAUUGAUUUCAAAUCCCUGACUAUCCAACAUGGGUCAGAGACAUGAUGACAUCUGCCACAUAUUGUUGAAAUACCUCAUGGAGGAGAACAAAAUCAAAAAAACCUGCUGCUUUGAGGCUUCCAGAUGGACCAUCGGCCGAAUGAGAACCAACGCAAUUCCCAGACAGGCAAAUGGAAAUGACUGUGGGGUUUUUAUCUGCAAAUAUGCAGACUUCCUUUCUCAAGGAAAGCCACCUACCUUCAGACAGUUUGACAUUCCAGUUAUACGAAAGGUGAUGGUGUGGGAGAUAGUACAUCAGCAGAUCCUGUAAGGAUUGUGUCCUGAGACAUCCAAAUGCUGAAGUCCUGCCUUAUUAUGCUUGCUGUCAAUUUGAUAUUCUCUUUUUUUUUUUUUUUUUUAUAAAGUUGGAUAU
Molecule: messenger RNA, 571 nt
Organism: Pimephales promelas (fathead minnow)
Lineage: Eukaryota; Metazoa; Chordata; Actinopteri; Cypriniformes; Leuciscidae
Source: RefSeq, a predicted model, not a curated record